Molecule: messenger RNA, 1641 nt
Organism: Cariama cristata (Red-legged seriema)
Lineage: Eukaryota; Metazoa; Chordata; Aves; Cariamiformes; Cariamidae
Gene: MTUS1
Product: microtubule associated tumor suppressor 1
Exons: 9
Coding region: 133-1176 (347 amino acids)
Cellular component (GO): cytoplasm; nucleus
Molecular function (GO): microtubule binding
Source: RefSeq, a predicted model, not a curated record
AGGAUAACCUGCGGAGGCAAGGUCCAGCGUUACCGUUCGGCCAUGGCCAAACCAGCCGGGGUGGCCGUGCCGCCACCUGCGCAUCGCCCAUGAGUGCCGGGGGGCCGAGCGAGGGGCUGCCGGAGCUGGAAGAUGGGCUGCUCUAGCAGCAAACUCUGCCUCUAUUCUCAGUGUGCUGCAGCAAGGAGGGAGGAAGCACUGAAACAGCGUAAAGAGUUAUCUCAAGAACUAGUUAACCUUCGAGGAGAACUAGUAACCACUUCUGCAGCUUGUGAGAAAUUGGAGAGAGACAGGAAUGAACUGCAAGUUGCUUAUGAAGGGUUUUUGCAGAAGUUAAACCAGCAACAUCACAAUGAUUUAGCUGAUCUGGAGGAGAGGCUUAAACAGUUUUACACUGCAGAAUGUGAGAAACUCCAAAGUAUCUGCAUUGAAGAAGCUGAAAAGUACAAAGCGCAACUCCAGGAGCAGGUGGACAACUUAAAUACCAGACAUGAAAACUUUAAGCUGGAACUUGAAAACAGCCACUCAGAAACAGUAGAGAAGCUGAAGAAGGAGUAUGAAUCCUCUUUUUCAGAGCUCCAGAGUGCUCAUGAGUCUGAAAGGAAGUCCCUUGAAGAUUCCUUUAAAGAGAAGCAGGAAUUGCUAGAGAAAAAAAUCGAUGAAUUAAAAUGUGAAAACGACUCUCUGAGUGAGAAGUUGAAGUUGGAAGAGCAAAAACAAAUAGCCAAAGAAAAAGCCAAUCUCAAAAACCCGCAGAUCAUGUACCUGGAACAGGAGCUGGAAAGUCUGAAAGCAGUGCUGGAGAUCAAGAAUGAGAAACUCCAUCAGCAGGAUGUGAAGUUAAUGAAGAUGGAAAAACUGCUGGAGAACAACACAAUCUUAAUGGAUAAAUUAAAGAAGGUUCAGCAAGAAAACGAAGAAUUAAAAGCUCGGAUGGACAAACACAUGGAGCUUUCAAGGCAACUUUCUACGGAGCAAGCCGUUUUACAGGAGUCGCUAGAGAAAGAAUCAAAAGUGAACAAACGCCUGUCAAUGGAAAAUGAAGAACUUCUGUGGAAGUUGCACAAUGGCGACCUAUGCAGCCCAAGAAAACUGUCUCCCAGUUCUCCGUCCGUGCCUCUACAGUCCCCACGAAAUUCUGGUAACUUCUCUAGUCCCACAGUAUCACCGAGAUGACAUUUCUCGAGAGAAAGAGCGGACUGCAUUGCAUUUGUGAGCUGCAGAACCGAUCCUAACUUUAAUUACAGGAGCAAGAGCUAUAUUAGCCGAGUAUUGACAACUAAACAUAACUGGAAACGAUUUGGUGCAAAAAUGGCGGUAAGAGACUACGGGAGUAAGGCAUUCGUGUCACUCCUCCCUGACAGACUUGUUUAUGACCUCUAUGGACAUCGUUGCACAAAGCACUUAACAGAGCAAGGAAAGACUUGUUCGUUGCCUUUUCACCUAACUAUAAGAAAAAGCUCAGGGGCUUAGAGAUAAAGAUCACAACCUUUAUAAUAUGUUCCUUAUCACAGACACUUUUUUUUUAAAGGCCGUGUGUAUGCGCGUGUGCUGUGGAUGGAAUGGAUGUAACACACUGUGCGUGUGUCUAAUGCUGCCUUCUUUGCUGUGUAUGUAAUAAAGGAUAAAAGCUGAAGACUA